UGCACAAAAUGGCCGCCGUCUCCAAGCCGCUCCACAAUAUGGCUGCCAUUCCAGAACCUGUGGUCAGGGCCCGGACGCCACCUGUGGUCAUGAUGGCCCACGUGCUGGACACACCCCUAAUGACAGUACGGGCAGCUAAAGUGGCGCUCCUUGUCGCGGCGGCUACCCCUGAGUCAAGUCAAGACACAGAGUCAAGUCAAGCCAAAGCUGUCGUUCUCCAUGAGUCAAGCCAAGUCACAGCUGUUCCCCACGAGUCAAGUCACGUUAUAACUGUUGUUCCUGAGUCAAGUCACGUUACAGCUGUUGUUCCUGAGUCAAGCCAUGUUGUUCCUGAGUCAAGUCAGGCUACAGCUCAAGCUUCCAAGUCCAGUCAAGCUUCCAAGUCCAGUCAAGCUUCCGCCAUCAUCCCUGAGCCCGAGUCUGCACUGCUCAAGAGGGCCGCCACGCCAGUGCUUGACGCAAAGAUUACCACUAACGCCACGUCAGCCCAGCCAGCGCCUGCUAACGCCACGUCAGCCCAGCCAGCGCCUGCUAACGCCACGUCAGCCCAGCCAGCGCCUGCUAACGCCCCGUCAGCCCAGCCAGCGCCUGCUAACGUCACGUCAGCCAGGCCACAACCGGUCAAGGUCAUGUCUGCCUCUUCUGAACCUGCACCAGCUGCUGUUUCUACUAAGUCAAGUCAAGUCACAGCCAAGUCAAGUCAUGUUCCAGCUGUUCCUACCAAGUCAAGUCACGUCACAGCCGUUCAAACCAAGCCAAGCAAGGUCACAGCCGUGGCUCCCGGGUCAAGCAAGGUCACAGUCGUGGUUCCUGAGUCAAGUAAAGUCAAUGAUCUUCACAAGCCAGUUCAAGCCACCGCUGGUCUUCACGUAUCAAAUCAAGUCACCGCUGAUCUCCAAGAGUCAAAGUCCAGUCACGUCCCGCCUGACGGCCCAGAGUCCAGUCACGUCCCGCCUGACGGCCCAGAGUCCAGUCGCGUCCCGCCUGACGGCCCAGAGUCCAGUCGCGUCCCGCCUGACGGCCCAGAGUCCAGUCGCGCCCCGCCUGACGGCCCAGAGUCCAGUCGCGUCUCGUUUGACCGCCCAGAGCCUUGUCACAUCAUGUCUGCCAGUGUGAUGGCAACCGCAAUCCUCAGCAUCUGGGCCGCAAGCUACGCUCCAGAGAACUUGACGACGACUCCAGAAGUCCUACCCGUCGUCAAGUCUGUGCCAGAGGUCUCGUCUGACCUCCCUGAGCCUUGUCACGUCAUGUCUCCUAGCGUGUUGGCAAUCGCCAUUCUCAGUGUGUGGGCUGCACACUCAGCUCCAGAGGUCUCAUCUGUUCGCCAGCCAACUCCAGAGCUCCCGUCUGAUCUCAAGUUUGCUUCGGAGGCCCUGUCUGACCACGAGACAGACCCAGAGGCCUCACCAGUUGGAGAAGCCGCGCCAAUGCCUCCUGAGGUGUCAGCUUCGGCUGUAGAUCCUCCUAGGGAGGCGGCGUUCUACCUCAAACUCUCUGCUUCUCCCCUUAUUCUGUCUGCCUCCUCUGUCUCUACUGUUCCUAGGUCCCAGGCCAUAACGCGGUUUCCUGCUCCAGAGGUCCCGUCUGGUCCCAAGUCUGCUCCAGAGGUCCCGUCUGGUCCCAAGUCUGCUCCAGAGGUCCCGUCUGACCUCAAGUCCGCCCCUGAGGCCUUCCCCGUAGGAGAAGCUGCGCCAAUGCCUCCAGAGGUGCCAGCGUCAGCUGUGGAACCUCUUAUGGAGGGGGCGUUCACCUCAAUACUCUCUGCUUCUCCCCUUCUUCUGUCUGCCUCCUCUGUCCCUGUUCUCCCCAGGUCCCAGUCCAUGACAGAGCCACCUGUUCCGCCCCGGAGAGCUGCGGCACCUCCUGUUCCGCCCGGAGAGCAGGUUCGUAAAAGCAAUGACCUCGCUGGAGCCAAGGACUCUGGUCCACCUCCUGGAGUAAGAUGGAUUCAGCAGCCUAGAAUGGGCCCUGGAUUAUCUCUGCUGAACAGCAGCGGAUGA
Labeo rohita (rohu) is the source of this 2000-nucleotide messenger RNA. RefSeq lists its product as uncharacterized. The record is from RefSeq and is a predicted model, not a curated record. NCBI's taxonomy places the organism in Eukaryota, Metazoa, Chordata, Actinopteri, Cypriniformes, Cyprinidae. The transcript is spliced from 3 exons. Bases 9 to 2000 code for a protein of 663 amino acids.